Aureobasidium musti is the source of this 1654-nucleotide messenger RNA. NCBI's taxonomy places the organism in Eukaryota, Fungi, Ascomycota, Dothideomycetes, Dothideales, Saccotheciaceae. The record is from the annotation of a GenBank genome assembly.
UCGUACAUCUCUUUCUUCGCGCGGAAUGACUCAACGAGACGGGCCUGGGCAGACCUUGCAUGACCAGACGCAGCUCUUGCCGAAGAAGGAACUCCUGGUCGUCUUCACGAUAAUUGCGCUCUCCCUGUUCAUUUGCGCAGCAGAGCAGAAUGGCAUUGGUGUUCUUUUACCGUCGAUUGCUAGAGAUCUGGAUGCACAAGCGAGUAUCACUUGGGCGGGUACUAGCGCCCUUAUCGCCAACACGGUCUUUCAAGUCCUGUAUGGUCGCUUGAGCGACCUCUUCGGUCGCAAGAAGAUCAUGCUUUCUGCCCUUGUGUUACUAGCACUCUGUGAUCUUGCUUGCGGCCUAAGUGUCAAUUCAACAAUGCUAUACGUCUUUCGUGGUCUUGCUGGUGUCGCAAAUGGUGGCAUCACAAGUCUAUCGAUGAUGAUUGUGAGCGACAUUGUCACACUCCAAGAGCGGGGUAAAUACCAGGGUAUCCUGGGUGUUAUGGUAGGAAUGGGCAAUGCAUUUGGUGAACACAAUUCUUUGAGCNGCCCACUCAUUGCGUCCGCUUUUGCCAUCAAUUUGACAUGGAGAGGGUUGUUUUACCUUCUGUCGCCAUUCACAGUGAUCGUUGCUGUGGCUAGCUACGUGUACCUUCCAUCCAACAUGCCAAAGGUCGAUCUGUGGGAAACAGUCCGGAGGAUCGAUUUCCUGGGUCUCUGCACCGGGACUGUAUUUAUUAUUCUGGUCCUUGUCGCCAUCUCCCAAGGCGGACAUCCUAAAACACCCUGGGACUCCCCACUUGUCAUCGCCAUGCUGAGUGUUGGAGGGGUCUUCGGCGUACUCUUCCUCUUUGUUGAAUGGAGGGCCACGUUGCCGAUGAUGCCCUUGGAUAUGUUCCGGCGCCCAUCUGUUGCAGCCAUGCUCGCUCAAAGUUUUCUCUUCGGUGCCUCCUACUUCGCUUACCUCUACUAUCUGCCGCUUUACUUUCAAAACGUCAAAGGUUUAUCACCACUGAUGUCGGCUGUGGUGUUCUUGUCUCUCGUUAUACCUCAGUCUGCUUCGUCAGUUGUGGCUGGUCUUUACAUGAGCAAGUUCAACCGCUACAUCGAGGUUGUCUGGUGGGGCUUUGGUAUAUGGACAGUGGGAUCUGGUCUGAUGAUAAUGUGCGAUGAGAACACCCACCUUGGUCUCGUAGCAUUCUUCUUGAUCCUGACCGGAUGUGGUACAGGCAGCAUUUUCCAGCCGACCCUUGUUGCACUGCAAGCCCAUUGUCCAAAGGAGCAACGAGCCGUCGUAACGUCCAACCGCAACACAUUGCGAAGCCUGGGUGCCGCUGUGUCUUUAGCUGUAUCCGGUGCUUUACUUGCCAACACGCUCAAGCAUUCAUUGCCGAAGGAGUUACAGUUUCUCGCAGCCGAUAGUUACGCGGCUCCAGAUCUGAAUUCAUUCAGCCCUCAACAGCUCAGACAAAUAUCCCAAGCCUAUGCAUCUGCAAGCAGGUCGGUCUUUAUAUGGUGUUUCGUGACGAUAGCUAUCAGCUUGUCACUCACAACGAUCAUCAGGGAUUCUGGGUUAUCCAGAAAAACAGAGGAACCUGACCAGCAACAAGAAAGUGAUUCUGAGAAUGUGCAGCUAGAAGAGAGCAAUGAGCACUCCAAGAAGUUC